Raphanus sativus (radish) is the source of this 3195-nucleotide messenger RNA. RefSeq names its product putative GTP diphosphokinase RSH1, chloroplastic. The coding region runs from base 235 to 2874 and encodes 879 amino acids. Lineage: Eukaryota; Viridiplantae; Streptophyta; Magnoliopsida; Brassicales; Brassicaceae. The record is from RefSeq and is a predicted model, not a curated record. The transcript is spliced from 24 exons. Gene Ontology annotation, biological process: guanosine tetraphosphate metabolic process.
UUACCCUAAAGAGUUGAUUAUCUCUCUCUCCCUCCCCGUCUUCACAUCACUGUGCGCUUCUCUCUAUUCUAUCCUUUCAAAAAUCUCCAAUUUUUUUCGAAAUUUCACUCGCCCUCUUCUCCGUAAAGAGUUGUCAAUCGCCGUCGCUUUGGUCUCGGAAUCGGGGGAGUCUUCUGAAUAACUUUUUUGUUUUCAGAUCAAAUGGUGAAUCGAUUCAGUAGGAUUGAAUAGCAAAUGGCUUCUGCUUCUUCCAUGUCCGUGUCUGUGGAAUGUGUGAACGUAUGCAAUCUAACGAAAGGAGACGGGAAUGUAAGAAGUGAUUGCAAUGCUCUCUCCUGUGCUUCGAAAGCUCCUAGAGCGUUAACUGGGUUUCUAGCUAGCACUGCUCAUCCGCCUGUGUGUUCUUUGUAUCUACGUGGCAGAAGUGGAAGAAAGAGUAGCGUAAAAUCUAGUUAUGAGUAUGAAGUAGGUUUCUCUGAGGUUCCCCACUUCGUAAAUCUGAGGAAAAUCUUGAGUUCUAGAUCUUCUCGCGGUGGUCAUAAAAGAUGUGAACUGUUCUGCUUAUCAUCUGAAUCUUCUGGUGCUUCCGGCGAUGUUACUGUCGAAACAUUAUGGGAGGACCUUUUCCCAGCAAUAUCUUACUUAUCCUGUAAAGAAUUAGAGUUUGUUCAAAAGGGCCUCAAGUUAGCUUUUGAGGCACAUGAUGGUCAAAAGAGACGUAGUGGGGAACCAUUCAUUAUACAUCCAGUUGCAGUUGCUCGUAUCCUUGGGGAACUUGAAUUGGAUUGGGAGUCUAUCGUAGCUGGAUUACUUCAUGACACGGUCGAGGAUACAAAUUUUAUUACUUUCGAAAAGAUAGAAGCAGAGUUUGGUGCAACUGUACGUCACAUAGUCGAGGGGGAGACUAAGGUGUCCAAACUGGGAAAGUUGAAGUGUAAAACCGAAAGUGAAUCAAUACAAGAUGUUAAAGCAGAUGAUUUGCGGCAGAUGUUUCUAGCUAUGACGGACGAGGUUCGCGUCAUUAUUGUCAAGCUAGCUGACCGGUUGCAUAAUAUGCGAACUCUCUGCCACAUGCCUCCCCAUAAGCAGUCCAGCAUUGCAGCCGAGACUUUGCAGGUAUUUGCUCCUUUAGCGAAAUUGCUUGGGAUGUAUUCAAUAAAGUCUGAACUGGAAAACCUGUCUUUCAUGUACGUAAGUGCCGAGGAUUAUGAGAAAGUCACAAGCAGGAUCGCUAACCUCUACAAAGAGCAUGAGAAAGAACUCACUGAGGCAAACAGAAUUUUGGUGAAAAAGAUCGAAGAUGAUCAGUUUUUGGACCUUGUUACUGUGAAUACUGAUGUUCGAUCUGUCUGCAAGGAAACUUACAGCAUAUACAAAGCUGCACUCAAAUCAAAAGGAUCAAUUGAUGAUUACAACCAGAUUGCUCAGCAGUUACGGAUUGUUGUAAAGCCAAAACCUUCUGCGGGAGUCGGGCCUCUGUGCAGUCCACAACAGAUAUGCUAUCAUGUUCUUGGGCUAGUUCAUGAGAUCUGGAAACCUAUUCCUCGAACUAUGAAAGAUUACAUUGCGACACCGAAGCCUAAUGGCUACCAGAGCCUCCAUACUACUGUGAUUCCGUUCUUGUAUGAGAGUAUGUUUCGGCUGGAGAUUCAGAUCAGAACGGAGGAGAUGGACUUGAUAGCUGAAAGGGGUAUAGCUGUUUACUACAAUGGCAGGGCUCUUUCUGCUGAAUUAGCUGGAAAUCCGGUUCCUUUAAGUAAAACGUCAAGGGGGAAGACAGGUUGCCUCAGCAAUACAGAUUUUGCACUCAGGAUCGGGUGGCUAAAUGCAAUUAGGGAAUGGCAAGAGGAGUUUGUGGGUAACAUGAGCUCUAGAGAAUUUGUGGAUACUAUUACGCGGGAUCUCUUAGGUAGUCGUGUGUUUGUAUUCACACCUAAAGGAGAGAUAAAGAACCUUCCUAAAGGGGCCACCGUUGUAGACUACGCUUAUCUGAUUCACACGGAAAUCGGAAACAAGAUGGUAGCAGCAAAGGUGAAUGGUAAUCUUGUUUCUCCAACGCACGUUCUUGAGAAUGCCGAGGUCGUGGAGAUACUCACCUACAACGCCCUCUCAAGCAAAUCUGCUUUCCAGAGACAUAAACAGUGGUUGCAGCAUGCCAAAACAAGGAGUGCAAGACACAAGAUUAUGAGAUUCCUAAGGGAACAAGCUGCGCAAUGUGCUGCAGAAAUAACCCAGGAUCGAGUGAAUGACUUUGUGGCGGACUCUGACAGUGACGUGGAAGAUCUCACAGAAGAUUCAAGAAAGAGCCUACAGUGGUGGGAGAAAAUUCUCGUUAAUGUUAAGCAGUUCCAGUCACAAGACAAAAGCAGAAACGCAACACCCGCUUCUCAAAACGGAAGCGUUUGGGUCCCAAAAGUGAAUGGGAAACACAACAAAGCCAUCAAGAACUCAAGUUUGGAGAAUACAGAGUUUUUCUCACCUGGAGAUGGAAUUGCCAAGAUUUUUCCUGCUAACAUCCCUGCUUACAAAGAAGUGUUGCCCGGUUUAGAGAGUUGGCGAGCCAGUAAAAUCGACUCGUGGCAUCAUCUGGAAGGUCACUCCAUCGAGUGGUUAUGUGUUGUAUCCAUGGCUCGUAAAGGCAUAAUCGCAGAGGUUACAACAGUCCUUGCAGCUGAAGGCAUCACAGUAUGUUCUUGCGUGGCCGAGAUUGACAGAGGAAGAGGAUUAGCAGUAAUGUUGUUUCAAAUAGAAGCGAACACUGAAAGUUUGGUUAGCGUUUGCGCAAAGGUGGAUCUGAUCUCGGGUGUGUUGGGGUGGUCCAGUGGUUGCAGCUGGCCAAGAUCAGCAGAUAAUGCUCAAGUUCUUGAGUGUUAAAGCCAAAGGAGUCGUGUUCUUGGCCAUGAAGUUUUGUCAUGUUCUCUGCAAACUUGAUAAGAGAAAGGUUCUGGUUGCUCGAAGUAGAGGUAGAGAACUCUGAUAAUAUUCUUGAAACAUAUCAUUUUGUUCUGCAAAGAAAAAACCUUAAAAGAGAGUCAAAUUCUUUUAGAUGUUUUGUGUUCAAUAAAUCUAGGUCAUUGUAUAUAGAGGCCAGAGUGGGAUGAACAUACAAAUGUAAUAUGUAGAUACUCCUGUAAAACCUUAUACUUGCACAUAGAGAAACAUGAAGAAUGUAUUUCCGUAAACGGUUUAUAAAGA